Messenger RNA from Cuscuta campestris, 2444 nucleotides. The record is from the annotation of a GenBank genome assembly. Lineage: Eukaryota; Viridiplantae; Streptophyta; Magnoliopsida; Solanales; Convolvulaceae.
AAUUAUCCCGCGACCUCCCUAGUUCAUCAGCCCCUUUGGGCUUUGGAUACGCAGUCUCCUGAUUCGCCUCUCUCAACUGGCACCUCGCCUCAGCUUUAAUCCACGCACCUCCAGCGCUCCUUCAACAGUCAAAAUAAAACAAUAGGAGACAGUAAAAGCCUGCCAAUUAAAGGAUGAUUUUGGCUAUUUCUUGGAUUCCCAAAGGUGCAUCAAAGGCUGUUCCAGAGGCAGCUGAUCCUCCUUCAAAAGAAGAUGAGGAGAUGCUGAAGAAUGCGGUAUUGAGGAGAUGUCAAUGGAGAGAUGUCGAUGAAGACGAUGGGGAUAUGGGAAGUGAUGCAUCUGAAGAGGAGGAUGAAGUUGCCCAUGCGUUAGCAGCUGCUGAUGCACUUGGCAUGACAUUGAAGGACGCAAAAGCUGAAUUUGACGACAUAGCAGAUGCACUAAAAGAACUGGACAUGUAUAAUUAUGAUGACGAAGAUGAUGGUUUUUGAUUCCCCGAUAAUCUUGAUAAUAUUUUCUAAAUGGCAAUAUCGUGUUUGGAGACCUUAAUCAGACUUUGCACUGCAAAUAUUCUUUUUUUAUUUUCUCUCUUUAUUCUUUCUCCUGUGAAUCUAGGUAUUGAACUCUUUGGAUCGGGUAUCGAGAACUUGUAUUAUCCAAGUAACGACAUGGACCCAUAUUUGAAAGAUGAUGAUGAGGAUUCAGAAGAGCAGGAGGCUUUGAUCAUAAAGCCUGAUGAUACUGUCAUAGUAUGUGCCCAAAAUAAGAAAGGUGUUAAUUCGUUGGAGGUCUGGAUACUGGAGGUCGUGGAUGGCAAGUUUAACAUGUAUCCUCACCAUUACAUCAUUAUCCCAUCUCUUCCUUUGUGCACUGCAUGGCUUGAUUGCCCAAUCAAGGGAGGAGAUAGAGGUAACUUCAUUGCUGUUGGCUCUAUGCAGGAACCAACCAUUGAGAUAUGGGAUCUUGAUAUUGAUGGAAGGCACCCUGAUGCAGUACUAGGGCUGGCCUGGAAUAAGGAAUACAGGAAUGUGCUUGCCAGUGCAAGUGCUAACGGAUUAGUCAAGAUCUGGGACGUUUCAACUGGUACAUGCAGUAUCACCAUGGAUCAUCAUGCAGCUGAGGUUCAGGCUGUUGCCUGGAAUCCUGCUGAGCCCCAAGUUCUUAUAAGUGGAUCGUUUGAUCAUUCAGUGGUCCUAAUGGAUGGAAGGAACCCGUCUCAUAGUGGAUUAUACUGGUCAGUUCCUGCUGAUGUGGAAAGCUUGGCUUGGGAUCCGCACAAUGAGCACUCAUUUGCGGCCAGUCUCAAGAAUGGUACAGUAGUUUGCUUUGAUGUUCGAACAGCUAGCUCUGAUGCAUCUGCUGACCAAAAACCAAGUUUCACUCUGCAUGCACACGACAAACCAGUUAGCUCCAUCUCGUACAAUCCAGCAGUGCCCAAUCUUCUUGCAACUGGUUCAACGGAUGAAACGGUGAAAGUCUGGGAUCUUUCCAACAAUCAACCUUCCUAUGUUGCUUCGAGGGACCAAAGUGCAGGACAUGGAGCCAUCCUUUGUGUUUCCUUUUCUGCUGACCAUCCAUCUUUGCUAGCCAUAGGAGGUUCCAAGGGAAAAUUACAAUUAUGGGAUAUGUCAUCAGACGCCGCCAUUGCCAAGAAGUUUGAUAAACAUUUGAAACAGAGAGGACCUCUUGAACCCUGACAGUAAUGGGAUCCAAAAUGUGUAUGUAGAAUCUACAUCAUUUGCCCUGUCUCCAGCCGCACCAGUUCAGUAAGUCCGAAGUGUUGGGACUGCGCGUGCCCUCACCCCAACCCCACAUUAGUAUGAUAUUGUCCGCUCUGGGCUAAGCCCUCACGGAUUUGUUUUUGGGCACCUCCCAAAAGGCCUCAUACUAAUGGGAUUGGGUGAACCUAUAUAUUUUGGUCCAAUUUUUCUUCUCCCUCCGGUGUGGGACUUGGAGGAAUCCCAACAAACCUCCCCUCAUCCAAGGACCACACAACUUCUGACCUCCCCUCCAGCAGUAAUCUAUUUUUCCUUUUUAUCUGCCCUCACAUCUUGCAUCGCCACACACUCUUUGCGGAACACGCCGCCCGACCCCCUGUCGGGAAGACUUUCGACGCAAGGCUCGAACCGCAGAUCUUUCUUUCGCUGGGCUACACCAUUUGAUCCGCCAAAUCAUCUUGUACCGCCGUGGCUAUAACUUCACGGGACACGCUGCCCGACCUCCUCUUGUCGGGAAGACUUUCGACACAAGGCACCACCUGCGGAUCCUCUUUCUUGGUCUUGGUCCUAUUGUUACACCGUCACACCGAGAUUUUUCCACACUGCACAGUCCGUUGCUCCCGCCCGCAAGAACCUGGGCUCUGAUACCACAUAUUGGGACUGCGCGUGCCCUCACCCCAACCCCACAUUAGUAUGAUAUUGUUCGUUCUGGGCUAAGCCCUCACG